AUGGGCUACGAUAACUCCUUAGCUGUGGGCCUCUCGGUGGGUAUCCCGUGCUUUGUCAUUCUCUGCCUCUGUGUCGUGUUCUACUUUCGAAAUCGGAAGCGCCAGAGAAAAGAGGACACCAUGGAGCAGGAUAUCGACGUGGAGCUCAGAGACGACAACUCCUUCAACCAGUUCCAGGACGCCUUACAUAGACAGCAGAACUACGAUAAAAAAGAGUGCUCGGACUCCGCCACCGCCCACGAGAAACAGGUGCUGUCCACAGACUUGGAUGUGCACGGUGACAACACCUCCCUGUCGAGAGGUCUGUCUGCUAGCAACACCUUCAGCGAGCAGAAGAAGACCAACUUCUUCACGCCUCCUCCUAGCGUGUUGAAUGGCAACAGCGCCCGCUACAUCCCUCACUCCGCCUCCUACAACAGCUCGCCUGGCAUGCACCAAAAAUCGCCGUCGGCCUACGACGUCUACGACACAUUCAUCCCCAUCUUGGGCUCGCAUAACUCCACCGCCGGCGACCUCAGCGAGUUGACGCAACCACCGCCUGCGGUUCAUCACGACGGCAAGUCGUCCGCAAGCAGCAGCAACACAAGUCUAAUAGGCGGAUCGGGCCUCAACGGCGGCCUGGUCAUGGCCACAGGUUCAAACAACCACAACAACCACAAUGGUAACAAUAACCGCUCGCUAGAGAACCUCGCCAAGCAACUCCACCAUUCACAACUAUUCGAUAAACUUCCUUCUAGAGCCGCAACGGUGUCAGUCAAGCAGAGGCCCCAGGUGCCUGUCAACAAUAACUCAAGCACAGAGCUUGUGAAGGACUACUUCCAAAACGACGCCAUCAACGAAAAUUACAUUGUCCAAGUGCCCUCAAGGGACGACGAGGAUGACGAAGACCGCACUUCCACGCCGCGCCAGAAGCACAUCUACUUCCAACGAGUUAACGGGGAUGCUGACAGCGAUGAGGCAAAGAAAAAUAAUUUGAUGGUCACAGAAGAGGAAGUUGACACGCCGAAGACGGAGUCUGUCCCUCGGAAAACGGCGUACAGUGGCAUUGGCAAUAUCGAGGGUAACUUCGAUAACAACAUCGCCACAGAACGCUUUGACGAGGAGGAACCUGACGUUGUAUUUAAGUGA
Messenger RNA from Candidozyma pseudohaemuli, 1128 nucleotides. RefSeq lists its product as uncharacterized. Lineage: Eukaryota; Fungi; Ascomycota; Pichiomycetes; Serinales; Metschnikowiaceae. The record is from RefSeq and is a predicted model, not a curated record. The coding region runs from base 1 to 1128 and encodes 375 amino acids. The transcript has a single exon.